AUGGUAAUACAUAGUCAUAAAAAUGUACGGACAAUGUUAUGGGAAUAUAAUGAUCGGCUCAAUGAUUGCUCUGAUGCUCUGUCAGAUGCCAUCAAGAAUGUGAGAUAUCGCCAGUUUGAGCUGUUGGUGGGCAACGGGACUAAUGCUAACGCUUGCGACUCCUGUAUGCGAACUCCACUUAUUAUGAUUUCCAUAUAUUUGACGGGUUUUGAUAACUGGUAUAAUAGAGAAAGAUUUGCCAAACUAUUGCUCGACAAUAACGCAAAUCCCAAUUUGUGUGAUAUUUACGGAUUAACUCCUUUAAUACACGCCUCCAUCAAUGGUCAGUCAGAUUACGUCAAAGUCCUUCUCUCUUCUGAUAAAACCAAUUAUGAAUUGUGCGAUAAGGGAGGCAACAACGCGAUAAUGUUGGCGUCCCGUUACGGUCAGGUGCAGGUGUUGCGAGUGGUCGCCGAUCACAUCAUAUGUGAUGAUAGAAUUAAUGCCAAAUUAAUUGAUCUCAAAAAUUUUGAUAACAAAACUGCUCUCGACUUGGCCUAUGAGGCCAACCAUUAUGAAUGCGUUUCUGUCAUCAAUACGCUGAAGGAGGCGCUCAAUAAUAGGCGAGACAUUGGCUCACAAGUGGCCGACAAUGAUAUUAAAAUGUUCAAUAAUGUUAACAAGAUUAGCGACCCUUUCAUCCCAAACACCAGUCGUAUUGCGAAACAGUUAUCAGAAACGGAAAGCAAUGCAUUAAUAAAACCUCAGACAAAGUCUCAUCAAAAUUUAGGCCUAAGUUAUAAUAAUUAUACAAUAAAUAUAUAA
Messenger RNA from Medioppia subpectinata, 804 nucleotides. The record is from the annotation of a GenBank genome assembly. NCBI's taxonomy places the organism in Eukaryota, Metazoa, Arthropoda, Arachnida, Sarcoptiformes, Oppiidae.